AUGAGUUCUCCUUCAACUUCACCAUCAGGAUCUGUUGUUCCAUCUUCCAGAGUAUCUACGCCAUCAACAUCGGUUUACGGUUCGGAUGAAGAAGAAGGUGAGGAUAAAGAGGAGAAGAGAAUUCUGAAGUUGCUCGAGCAAAAAUAUGCUAAUGACACAAAUUCCAGUGAACAAUUUAAGAAAGAGGUUAAGGAAUUUGAAGGAUUAUCGAAUGGCCGAAAAUUGAAAAAGUUGGACGAACUCGUGAAGAGAUCUCAGCUUUUCAGUAGUAUUAUUGCGAAUACUUUAUUGGAAAGCCGCCUCUCUUCACAAGGAAAAAAUAAGAAAAUAAGAAAACAUUUAGGGGAUACUUCUAAGUCAAAUGUAUCAAACUUUGCAGGUCCAUUGAAGAAGAAGCAGAGAACGCAAGGAAAUAAAACAAAAGGUAAGAUGAUUCAAUCGAAAAUUACUGAUCUUCUUAAAAUAAAGUCUAAUGUUAAGAAAAGAGAUGCCAGAGUAUCCCAAAAUUCCCUGAAGAAAUUUGAGCGACCAAAUAUUGGACAGCCGAAACUUAUUACGGGUUGCAGAAUGAAAGAUUAUCAGGUGACAGGAAUGCAAUGGUUGGUGACGUUGUACCAAAAUGGCUUGAAUGGCAUUCUAGCAGAUGAGAUGGGUUUAGGAAAGACUCUUGAGAGUAUUGCAAUGUUAGCAUAUUUAUAUGAGCAAGGAAUUAGCGGCCCUUUUUUGAUAUGUUGCCCAUUAAGUACAGUAUCAAAUUGGGUAGAUGAAUUUCAUAGAUUUGCCUCAACAUUUAAUGUUAUUGCUUACGUUGGAUCUAAGGAUAAGAGGGCUAAUCUAAGGAGGACCUUAUUUCAUGCAAAUGUUGUUGUUACCUCCUAUGAAAUUAGCAUUAGGGAUUCUAAAUAUUUGGAAAAAAAAGAUUGGAAAUAUUUAAUUGUGGAUGAGGGACAUAGGUUGAAAAAUUCGCAUUGUCUUUUGAUUCAGCAGCUCAAACGAAUACGAACGUCUAAUCGUUUGCUUUUGACAGGCACACCAUUACAAAAUAAUUUGGAUGAACUCUGGUCAUUGCUUAAUUUUAUUCUUCCUGAUAUUUUCCAUGAUGUAGAAGUUUUCCAACAGUGGUUUGAUUUUUCAGCAUUUGAGAAUUUAAAAGAAGAUAGUUCUAGUGCAGUAUCUCAACAUUUUAACGACAUAGUGAGCCUCGAAAUUCAAAAGACGUUGGUUAAGAACUUGCAUACUAUUCUCAAGCCAUUUUUGUUACGAAGAUUAAAAAAAGAUGUGAUGAAGGGAUUGCCUCCAAAGCGAGAGUAUAUCAUAUACUCAAAACUUUCCAAAAAGCAAGAUCUUAUCUAUAAGGCUAUUCUUUCUCGACACCUGAAGGAUUUGUUGUAUAUUCAGGGCUUCGAGGAUUACAUGAGCCUCAAUCAUAAUGCAUCUGAAAGGAGUUAUUCCAAAAGUGAUCUCAAGAAAUAUGUAUUGUCACAAUUACAUGAUGAGAAUCCAAAGGAGGAUAAUGAUCUUUUUAAGCAUUGGAGCUUUGUCCGUCAGCAAGUGAAUAGAAAAAAAUUGCAGAACGUUAUGAUGCAAUUACGUUUAGUAUGCGAUUCACCAUACUUAUUCUUUUUUCCAUGGAAUGAUGACACAAAAUUGACCUCUGAUCUUAUCCAAAACUCUUGUAAGUUGCAAAUAUUGGAUCAGCUUCUCCCACUUCUAUUAAAACAAAAGCAUAAAGUUCUAAUAUUCUCACAAUUUACGGGUAUGCUUGAUAUUUUGCAAUCCUAUUUGACUGAGAUCCGUGAUAUUAGCUGUUGCAGAAUUGAUGGUUCAACGUCUCAAAGUGAUCGAGAAUUUUUAAUAUCGGAAUUCAACAAGAUUGCAUCAAAGUCAGGUGUGUUUUUAUUAUCGACGAGAGCUGGUGGCCUUGGAAUAAACUUAACAGCAGCAGAUACUGUAAUUCUCUUUGACUCAGACUGGAAUCCACAAGUGGACCUUCAAGCUAUGGACAGAGUACAUAGAAUUGGGCAAACCAAGCCUGUAUUGGUUUACCGUUUAGUUUGUGCACAUACGAUUGAGGAAUUUCUUCUAGCAAAUGCCGAUUCCAAGCGAAGGCUUGAAAAGCUUGUUAUACAAUUAGGUGACUUUCAUACUUUGUUACAAAAGCCGUCCGAGAUGCACCUGACAUUUAGAAGGAAAAAGCAGGUGCCUAAUACAAAUGAUGAGCUUUUGGACAAUUUGAAGAAGUUUUUGGAUUCUAAAACUGUAAAAACUAAGGAUAUUGAUAGUAAUGUUUUAAGUGAAGCUGAUAUAACGGACCUCUUGGACCGUUCGGAGUCAGCAUACACUAGAAGAGAUGCCGGCGAGCAGACGGCUGAUGGUAAAAAGUCACAUAUUUCAUUGUUUGAAACAGUGUCUACUAUGGCGUGA
Molecule: messenger RNA, 2424 nt
Organism: Brettanomyces bruxellensis
Lineage: Eukaryota; Fungi; Ascomycota; Pichiomycetes; Pichiales; Pichiaceae
Exons: 1
Coding region: 1-2424 (807 amino acids)
Cellular component (GO): nucleus
Molecular function (GO): ATP-dependent chromatin remodeler activity; DNA binding; ATP binding
Source: RefSeq, a predicted model, not a curated record